This is a messenger RNA of Kwoniella mangroviensis CBS 8507, 2379 nucleotides long. RefSeq lists its product as uncharacterized. Gene Ontology annotation, cellular component: cell division site. The transcript is spliced from 7 exons. Lineage: Eukaryota; Fungi; Basidiomycota; Tremellomycetes; Tremellales; Cryptococcaceae. Gene Ontology annotation, molecular function: protein binding. Gene Ontology annotation, biological process: negative regulation of G2/M transition of mitotic cell cycle. Bases 1 to 2379 code for a protein of 792 amino acids. The record is from RefSeq and is a predicted model, not a curated record.
AUGGCAAUGACUUCUCGACCACCACCACCUCCUUCCUCGAUGACCUAUCCACAUCCACAGAACCGACAAGGAUCUUUACGCAGGAUGCCAUCUGCAAAGGAGGUAGCUUCGUCUGGGAGUUUUGUCAGUCCAUUGACUAGGCUGGAAGCUGAGGGGAGAAGUGCCAGGAGUAGGGCAAACUCUGCAUCAAUAUCAAACAAUCCCGCAUCUACCUCAGGCUCUGGUACAUCAUCAUAUCCCAUAUCCAAUUCCCACCAACCCAAUCCAUCUCAACAACCUGAACCACCCGUACCGACCUUAGAAUUUGGUAAUCUAUUUCGGGACUCGCGUUACUCUGUCGAUUCAUUGAGCUCCGUAGGAUCCAAAUCAUCUACAAGUUCAUUCGACAGUUAUGGGACAAUCUCUCAAAAUGAAUCUGAAUACGACGAUGGGUACGAAUCACCUUCCACACCUAAAGCAUCCACCUUUAAACAAGGUCAACAAUCUUACUUCGAAGGACAACAGCAGCAACGACAUCAGCAGAGUAGAACUCCAUCUCCCUCAAAACACCAAAGGGGAGAAGAAGGCGGCUUGCAGAUGAGAAAUCUUAGUAAUAACAGACAUAGGAUACCUUCUUCAAACAGUAAUUCAACCUUAAACGCUUCUACUUCCGCUUCGUCGUCUAUGACCAAAGCUUGUGGAUCAUUAACGCCUAAAAGGAGUUUCUCAGUGACUUCCAGACGUGUACCAUCAGAUGACAACCCUCUCCUUCAUAACCCACCAAUCACCACUUCCUACCUACCUCAGCAGCAACAGUCAUUCCAUCUCGGACCGAUACCUCAGUGGGACAGGAGAAACAGAGAACGAUUAGGCUCAGAUGCAUAUGCAAAGGAGAUAGAGGGUAUACGCAAGCCAGAGGAGACGGAGGUGCACGCGGAUUGGGCGAGUGUACAUGGUGAACAGGGGAGUGAUUGGGGUGACGACGAGAGUCAAUUCGAAUGGCUAGAUACGGAAGGUGCACCAGAAGCUGUCAACGGCAAAGAGAAUCAGAAAGGUAGUGGAGGAAGUCCCCCGAAGAGAUUAUCAAGAUUCAAAGCUGCUGUGACAGGUGUUGGUGUUGGAUCGGAUGGACAAAAGAAAUUGAAGAAACCUUUGAUCAUACAUCGAAGAGCUCCUCCCCCACCGCCCGAUACAGCACCUGCACCUGCACCUGCUGUCAUUCUAUCUGAACCGACUUCGCCAAUGCGGAAUAACACCAAUAUACCAAGAACAGCAACAGCUACGAUAUCACAUCCUACUAUUAUGAAAUCCAAUCCCAGACCACUUCAGGCUCAUGCUGAAACGCAGAUACCGAAAAGAGCAGAAACGAUUAGGUCCGCAUCGUCAAAUUCAGAUAGAUCACCGGUGGUUGGAAAUAGAAUGAUAAGUGAUGAGCAUCAUCACCACCAGCAUCAACAUCAUCAUGGGACACAUUCGAAUCCAGAUAUAUUCCAUACACCUCAACCGCCAUUUGGUGGACAUGGACAUGGACAUGGGAAGAGACCCAGUCCAUUGAUGGUACCUAUGAAAAUGGAUGAUGGACCUUGUUCACCGGCAGGAGCUGCAGGGGAUAACGAAUCUCGUCAAUCACAUAUGUCAUUCCAAUCUGUCGCAUAUUCAUUCUACGAUCUUGAUGGCGAUCAUUCACCUUCGACUACGCCUAAACCGACUGGUUCCAAUGAAGAUUUGGUGUUCCCUCAUGGAAAAUACGUCAAGGUCUCUGCAUCGACUCUGGAAAGACAAAAGGAAAGAGAACGGACCAUAUCGGAAUCUACCGUUGGUAGUGGCGAUGGAGGUAAGACACCAGAAGAUCUCGUUCAUCUUGGUAUCGAAGCGAGGGGAAAGGGAGAUUUGGCAAAAUCCGCUUGGUACUUUAUGAGAGCUGCUGAAGGGGGAUCCGCGACGGGUAGGAUGUAUUGGGGUCUAGCACUUCGUCAUGGAUGGGGAGUAUCAAAAGAUGAUCGAAAAGCUUUUAUCGAAUUGAAACAGGCUUGCGAAGAUACUCUGGCAGAAGGCGGAUUGGAUUUCCAUAAAUCCCCUGGACAUGUGAGAUUGACACCGCAGCAGAAGAAAUUGAUGCAGAAAGAACUUGCUCUUGGUAUGUUUGAAGUUGGAAAUUGUUUCUUGGAAGGUAUAGGAGUGAAGAAAUCGCCUGAAGUGGCUUUGGCUUAUCUCAAGUUCGCUGCUGGGAUGGGCGAUGUAGCUUCCCAAGAGCAACUUGGAUUUUUACUUUCUAAAGGAUCAAAUGGGGUGAAGAAAGAUAUGAAAGAAGCUGCUAGAUGGUACAGAAUGGCUAUCGCAAAUGGUUCAAGUAAUACUUUUGGCUUAGCUUGGAUUUGGAAGGACAAGUAUAUGAAUUAG